This is a messenger RNA of Leishmania mexicana MHOM/GT/2001/U1103, 951 nucleotides long. RefSeq lists its product as hypothetical. NCBI's taxonomy places the organism in Eukaryota, Euglenozoa, Kinetoplastea, Trypanosomatida, Trypanosomatidae. The transcript has a single exon. Bases 1 to 951 code for a protein of 316 amino acids. The record is from RefSeq and is a predicted model, not a curated record.
AUGAAGAGCAUCCUGCCGCCCCUCACCUGCGACUGCUGUCAGACGUUCUCGACGCUGUCCGCAGUGCUGCUGUCGUCCCUCGGCUUUGCAGCAAUGCUGAGCGAGUGCUGCUCCCUCUCCACGGUGAACUACCUUCUGUACAUUUCGGCGUGGAUGCACCAGCUGACGCUGCCGUGCUGGCCGCAGAAGCGCGUGCGGCCCACCAUUAGCGAUCUCAACGCCUGCCUUUACCUCCGGGACUUUUUCCCCAGCAAGGCGAACGCAGACGAGUUCGAGGUCAUCUUCUAUAACCAAGCCCACAAGGCAGUGGAUCUGCUGCAUGCCAUGUGCACUCCCCGCAAGCGCGCACGCUCCAGCGACGGCGCGCACCCAGUGUACGGCUACGUGAUUGUAUCAGGAGACUACACCGUCUCUGUUUUCUCCGUAGAGCACGACAUUGCGAAGGGGUCGCGUAGCCGCUACCGCGAGGCGUGGAGCUUCUACAUCUGCGAUUCCCACGGCACGCAGCCGUGGUCGGAAGACAAGGCCAGCGUGUCCGGACUGACCUUUGGCCACCGUUCGCACGACGUGGACGAUACAAAGCUGGAGGAGGAGGCCAGUAACGGAAGCUGCACUCCCAGCUCGGCGGCGGACCUCUCGGUGGAGGAUGGCAUUCACUACUUCUCCACCAUCCUGUUCACUCUUCUAGAGGAACACCGCAAAGGUGCGCAGCGCACGAGUCAGGUGCCGUACAUGACGUGGACCCCGCUGCGGCGGCGGCGAUCACUGGCGUACACGGCGCAAGAGCUCAAGAGGAUUAUCGACAACCAUUGGAUUCCCAAGGUACUGUCGAAUCCCAUGGUGCAGGCCGAGGCCAAGAAGUUCUCCUUCAAACCGCUGGAGUGUUUCUGGGGAAUCAGUCCCGUUACAACAGCGAAAACUUGCACAGCCUCAGGUGCGUCACCUGCAUGA